UGUGUGUGUCAUCAUCUGUGCACCGGUGGCGUGGGRUCCUUUUGACAGACUGUUUCUGCCUUUUCUUUCCUAUUAAACGGUAGACUAAAGCACACAUUUUUAGACAGGAUGACGGAACGAAAAGGAACUGCGAAGUUGGACUUUCUCAGAAAGAUUGAAUUGGAAAUUCAAGAGAAAUGGGAGAAGGAGAGAGCAUUUGAGCGUGAUGCACCAUCAACUGUUGGAGAAAGCUCCAACAAAAACAAAUACUUUGUGACCUUCCCCUAUCCUUACAUGAAUGGUCGAUUGCAUCUUGGCCAUACUUUUAGUUUGUCCAAGUGUGAGUUUGCUGUUGGUUACCAGUCUCUGAAAGGGAAGAAAUGCCUCUUUCCAUUUGGGCUSCACUGCACAGGAAUGCCAAUUAAGGCCUGUGCAGACAAGCUGAAGAGAGAAAUGGAGCUGUAUGGAACCCCUCCACAGUUUCCAGAUGAGGKGGAAGAGGAGGAGAAGGAGAAGCCACAGAUCUCUGAUGAAAUCAUUAUCAAAGACAAAGCAAAGGGCAAGAAGAGUAAAGCUGUGGCCAAAUCUGGAUCUUCCACUUUCCAGUGGGACAUCAUGAGGUCUUUAGGCCUGAAUGACCAGGAAAUUGCCAAGUUUGCCAAUGCUGAACACUGGCUCGAGUACUUCCCUCCUUUGGCUGUUAAAGACCUCAAACAGAUGGGAGUCAAGGUGGAUUGGAGGCGUUCUUUCAUCACCACAGAUGUGAACCCCUUCUACGACUCCUUUGUCAGGUGGCACUUUAACACGCUGAAAGAGAGAAAGAAAAUCAAGUUUGGCAAAAGGUAUACCAUCUACUCUCCUAAGGAUGGACAGCCAUGCAUGGACCAUGACAGGCAAACUGGAGAGGGAGUUGGACCUCAGGAGUACACGCUCAUCAAGAUGAAAAUUGUUGAACCGUACACGGCAAAAUUCAAGUCUAAAGUCUUUUAUAGCAGCGGCAUGAAAGGCAAAAACAUCUUUCUGGUGGCUGCCACACUGAGACCAGAAACCAUGUUCGGUCAGACCAACUGCUGGGUGAGACCCGACAUGAAGUAUGUCGCCUUUGAAACAACUAGUGGAGACGUCUUCAUCUCCACCAGCAGGUCUGCCAGAAACAUGUCUUUCCAAGGCUUCACCAAGGAGAACGGAGUGGUGCCUGUGGUCAUGGAAAUACUGGGACAGGACAUCCUUGGCUGUGCCCUAAGUGCUCCUUUGACCUCCUACAAGAUUAUCUAUGCUCUGCCUAUGCUCACUAUCAAGGAGGACAAAGGUACUGGGGUUGUAACCAGUGUGCCAUCUGAUGCUCCUGAUGACAUUGCUGCACUCAGGGACAUUAAAAAGAAGCAGGCUUUGCGUGAAAAAUAUGGAAUUGAGAACAAGAUGGUGUUGCCUUUUGAGCCGGUCCCUAUUAUCGAAAUCCCAGGCUAUGGGAAUCUGUCUGCCCCUGUGGUGUGUGAUGAGCUGAAGAUCCAGAGCCAGAAUGACAAAGAGAAGCUGGCUGAAGCAAAGGAAAAGGUUUACCUGAAAGGAUUUUAUGAAGGGAUCAUGCUAGUUGACGGCUUCAAAGGGCAGAAGGUCCAGGAUGUAAAGAAGCCCAUCCAGAAAAUGAUGGUUGAGAGAGARGAGGCCAUGAUCUACAUGGAGCCAGAGAAACAAGUCAUGUCACGUUCAGGCGAUGAGUGUGUCGUGGCUCUCUGUGACCAGUGGUAUUUAGACUACGGAGAUUCUGAAUGGAAGCAGGAGGCCAACAAAGCCCUCAAAUCGUUGGAGACAUUUUGUGAGGAGACGAGAAGAAACUUUGAGGCCACUUUGGCCUGGCUGCAGGAACACGCCUGCUCUCGUACUUACGGACUGGGAACACGACUGCCUUGGGACGAGCAGUGGCUGAUUGAGUCUCUAUCGGACUCCACAAUCUACAUGGCUUAUUACACUGUAGCCCACCUCCUCCAGGGAGGUGUGCUCAACGGACAAGGAGCCUCUCCACUGGGCAUCAAACCUGAGCAAAUGACCCGAGACGUGUGGGACUUUAUCUUCUUUAAGACGUCUCCUUUCCCCAAGACAGACAUUCCCAGGGAGCACCUUCAGAGGCUGAGGAGGGAGUUUGAGUACUGGUACCCUGUGGACGUCCGAGUGUCUGGCAAAGAUUUGGUGCCCAACCACCUGUCKUACUUUCUGUACAACCAUGUUGCUAUCUGGCCCAAAGACAAUGGGAAAUGGCCUCAAGCUGUGCGAGCUAACGGACAUCUGCUCCUCAACUCUGAAAAGAUGUCCAAAUCAACAGGAAACUUUCUCACCCUCUGCCAAGCCAUUGAAAAGUUUUCAGCAGAUGGCAUGCGUCUGGCUCUGGCUGAUGCCGGGGACACAGUGGAGGACGCCAACUUUGUAGAAACCAUGGCCGAUGCCGGCAUUCUUCGUCUGUACACGUGGGUGGAGUGGGUGAAGGAGAUGAUUGCCAACCAGAACAACUUGAGGACGGGACCUUGUGACACCUUCAAUGACCGAGUCUUUUCCAGUGAAAUAAAUGCAGGCAUCUUAAAGACGGAGCAGCAUUAUGAGAGGAUGAUGUACAAAGAAGCUCUGAAGAGUGGCUUUUUUGAGUUCCAAGCUGCCAAAGACAAGUAUCGRGAGCUGGCUAUCGAAGGCAUGCACAGAGACCUGGUGUUCCUGUUCAUAGAGAGGCAAACACUGCUGCUGGCCCCCAUCUGUCCACAUCUGUGUGAAUACACAUGGGGUCUGCUGGGCAAGACGGGUUCUCUGAUGAAGGCUUCGUGGCCCGCAGCAGGUCCAGUGGAUGAGAUUCUGAUUCGUUCCUCUCAGUACCUGAUGGAGACGGCUCAUGACCUCCGUUUGCGGCUCAAAGCAUACAUGCUUCCCCCAAAAAACAAGAAAGGUGACUCGAAGCCCCCUGCCAAGCCCUCCCACUGCACCAUCUAUGUAGCCAAGAGCUACCCUCCCUGGCAGCACAGCGCCUUGUCUCUGCUCGGCAAACACUAUAAGAGCAACAACGGGGUGCUUCCAGACAACAAAGUGAUAGCGAGUGAGCUGGGAGCCCUGCCUGAGCUGAAGAAAUACAUGAAGAGAGUCAUGCCUUUUGUUGCCAUGAUCAAGGAAAACCUGGAGAAGAACGGACCCAGGGUGUUGGAUCUUGAACUGGAGUUCGAUGAGCGAACAGUUCUCAUGGAGAAUCUGGUCUACUUAACAAAUUCUCUGGAGUUGGAGCAGAUUGAUGUCUUAUUUGCAUCGGAGGGCGAUGAUAAAGUGAAGGAGGACUGUUGCCCCGGGAAGCCAUUCAGCGUGUUUAGAUCUGAGCCCGGAGUGUGCGUGUCCCUGAUCAACCCUCAGCCGUUCACCGGCUUGUUUUCGACAAAGCUCGACAUCCGACAGGGGGACAGCAGGGAUAGCAUCGUUCGACGGCUCGCUAAAGUCAACCGACUCCUAAAACAAACUCAAACAGAUCUGUCCAGAGUGAAGCUGAUGCGGUACGAGGACCCCUUAAUGGGACCUCGCAGGUUGCCUGUUCUGGGACAGGAGGAACAAGGCAAACUGCCCAUCUCCAGCAAAUCUGUGUUCAACGUGAAUCUGCAGGAGAAGAAGGUCACUUUGGCUGACAACGGCCUCACCGUGGAGGUUGGGGACACUCUGGUGUACCUGAUCCAUUAGGCUAGCGCUCAGUGUCACACAGGAGCACGUUCAGCACCUAUAGGAAAACUUUAAAUGCUUCAUGACAAUUUACAAUUUAACAGGUCACUCUGACACAAUUCAUUAGUCUAUAUUUUAUUGAAAGAUUUCAGUCGCAGCAUUUCUUCUGUUUAAAACAACUUCAAUUAAUGCUGAAGGGUUUAGUUAAUGAAACUAGAAACCCUGGACUUUCAGAAUAGUAAAAAGCUCAAAAACAUUAAAGUUCUAGAGGAAUCAGCAGUUUAAAAAGAAUGACGCCAGAAUCUGUAAAAUGUUCAGCAGUACAGGAACAGCACUUCUCUGUCAGAUAUUCUUUCAGUUAAGUUAAAUUGUGUUUUGAUAUGUGGACAGAUGUUUUGUUUUUACUUAUACAGCAUGUUGUAAACAAGCAAUUUCUAAAAAUGAAACUUUAAAACUGAUCUUCACUUAGUGACGCUGAACUGACAUCACUUCCUGUUUGACCGAUCAUGUUUUUACGUCGUCAUGCUGCUCCUGCUCCUUUUCCAAGUCCUUCACUCGUCCUGCAGACGAAAGUCUUGUUUUGUUUUCUACAUCAGAAAUGAGGACGUCUUCUCAGCCUGUUUUCUUUUUUUUUUUAUAGCUAUCAACUUAGCUUAUCUGGGAUUUCCACCAAAAUAAAAUCUAUUCAAACUUAA
Austrofundulus limnaeus is the source of this 4352-nucleotide messenger RNA. RefSeq names its product leucyl-tRNA synthetase 1b (gene lars1b). Gene Ontology annotation, biological process: leucyl-tRNA aminoacylation. The transcript is spliced from 32 exons. The coding region runs from base 109 to 3678 and encodes 1189 amino acids. NCBI's taxonomy places the organism in Eukaryota, Metazoa, Chordata, Actinopteri, Cyprinodontiformes, Rivulidae. Gene Ontology annotation, molecular function: aminoacyl-tRNA deacylase activity; leucine-tRNA ligase activity; ATP binding. The record is from RefSeq and is a predicted model, not a curated record.